Messenger RNA from Phytophthora sojae, 930 nucleotides. RefSeq lists its product as hypothetical. Lineage: Eukaryota; Oomycota; Peronosporomycetes; Peronosporales; Peronosporaceae. The record is from RefSeq and is a predicted model, not a curated record. Bases 1 to 930 code for a protein of 309 amino acids. The transcript has a single exon.
AUGCCCAGUCAUGGCCCGACACCCACGGUGUCGACAACGACACCGAGGCUUCCACGUCCAACCAAGCCCUGUAGGCGCGCCGCCCCCUCGACCCUCCUCGCAUCCCAACUGCAAUUAGAAGGUCGGCGCAGGGCUGCACUGUGGCACGACAUUCGCAUCAAAACCCUUCAAACGGAGUUCACCACGGUCCACCUCAAGUUUCCGUCUUCCUCGUUCCCCACAACACGGGGCCCUCCAUCAGCACCACACUACCUUCUGAAUCAACCCCUCAAAACAGCACUAUCCAAGUAUGUACGGCGAACUCAAUGCUCCCUCCCUACACUCGUGGAGCUACUUCGGGGUCAAACCCAAUCUGACUAUCGACCCAACAAGAACAUGCUACCGGGCAUAAUCAGCAAGGCGUGCAGCGACUACCCUCACGUGAAGCCCCUCCUUGCCGUGGCCCGCGAAGGCGUACGGGUCUCGCUAACCACACCCCUCCCCCACCAGACAACACCCCCUCGGAACCAUCCUUCCGCUCGUGACCGUAUCAACGUCCUACGCAAAAACAUUCGUAAGGAACAGGACCUCGGACGCUGCAUCGUCCUAGAUCUGGACAUACUCGCCCUCUGGCCGGAGGUGUACCCAAGUCCUUUUGGCAUUGUCGAUAAAGGCGAUGACGACCCAAACAUCUCCGGCCGCACCAUACACGACCUCUCGUUCCCGGAGGGUUCCUCAAUUAAUGAUCACACUGAUCGGGCCACGGCCCCCAUCGCGGAGUAUGAGCACUGUGAUGCGAUCGCCAAAGAAAUCCUACAUCAAACGUCUCGCUUCCCAGGACAUGACAUCAGAAUCUCCCUUGGGGAAGUUGCAGCGCAUUCCGAAAUCUUGGCGUUCACAGCAAAUGCGCUCAUCUCUUUGCUGGCACCAUUCCCGAAGAGAAUGCUCUAG